Theobroma cacao (cacao) is the source of this 2343-nucleotide messenger RNA. NCBI's taxonomy places the organism in Eukaryota, Viridiplantae, Streptophyta, Magnoliopsida, Malvales, Malvaceae. The record is from RefSeq and is a predicted model, not a curated record.
AGCUUAAGGAGACCACAAGUUUCUGACGUAGAACAAAAAAACAGCCAAGUUUCCAAUUCAAACUGGACAAGCAAAGCUUUAAUAGACCUGUUGCCUAUUUAUUUACAUUAAAUUCCCAUUUGACCGCCGUAUCAGUGCAGUUUAGGAGUUGCAAGCAGCUCCUUUACAGAAGACACUGUCAAAUACUUCCUCCGCUCUUUCAUUCUCUUUCUCCAACUCUCUACACUCUAAGGGAUUCCAAUGCUGAUAAGAGCUGCAUUAGCUUAGUCUGUACCUCGAAGGACCUUUCUUGACAGUCUGAAAUUUUAAGUAAACCAGUUCCAAUUCCAUUAUAAUUCCUUUGCUGUUCAAAAUCCCAGGAAAGCUUUACCCAAGCUCAACUACCUUGUCUUUUGUUUGAUUUCUACUUCAUCAUCAGAAAUUCCUUCAAAAUGCACCCUCCUCUUCGCUACUGUUUCAUCUAUAUUUCUUAUCUAUAAACUUUUGUUCAUUUGUUUUACCAAAACAACCCAUCUGACAAAUCCCCACCAAAAAAGAAAAAAAAAAUGUCUGAAUCUAAUCCAAAAUUACCUUCUAACAAGCUUCCUGAUUUCAAGCAAUCUGUGAAACUGAAAUACGUUAAACUUGGCUACCAUUACCUGAUGACUCAUGGAAUGUACAUAUUUUUAACCCCUCUUGUUGUGGUCAUUGCUGCACAACUCUCCACUUUCUCGCUUCAAGAUCUCCAUGAGCUUUGGGACCAUCUUCGUUUUAAUCUAAUGUCUGUGAUCCUAUGUUCCACCCUUCUCGUUUUCUUAUUUUAUUUUCUUACUCGUCCUCGUCCUGUUUACCUUGUUGAUUUUUCAUGUUACAAGCCAGAUGAUGCUAGGAAAUGCACCGGGCAGAUCUUCAUGGAAAGGUCUGUUAUGACUGGUACUUUCACAGAGGAAAACCUUGAGUUUCAAAGGAAAAUUCUUGAGAGGUCUGGUCUUGGGGAGUCCACUUACCUCCCCGAAGCUGUUAUAAGAGUUCCUCCUAAUCCGUGCAUGGCAGAGGCAAGGAAAGAAGCAGAAGCUGUGAUGUUUGGUGCACUUGAUCAGCUUUUUGAGAAAACAUCUUUGAAACCUAAAGAUGUUGGAAUUUUAAUUGUCAAUUGUAGCUUGUUUAAUCCAACACCAUCUUUAUCUGCAAUGGUAAUUAAUCAUUACAAGCUUAGAGGGAAUAUUAUUAGUUAUAAUCUAGGUGGGAUGGGCUGUAGUGCUGGUUUGAUAUCCAUUGAUCUUGCCAAAGAUCUUCUUCAAGCACAUGCAAAUUCCUAUGCUUUGGUCAUUACCAUGGAAAACAUUACUUUGAAUUGGUAUUUUGGGAAUGAAAGGUCCAUGCUUGUUUCCAAUUGCUUGUUCCGGAUGGGAGGGGCCGCAAUUUUACUUUCCAAUAAAAGGUCUGAUGGUAGGCGGUCCAAGUAUAGAUUGGUCCAUACUGUUCGAACUCACAAAGGUGCAGAUGAUAAAUGCUUCACUUGUGUUACUCAGAAAGAGGAUUCUACCGGAAGGAUUGGAGUUUCUUUGUCAAAGGAUCUGAUGGCGGUUGCUGGGGAUGCUCUGAAGACUAAUAUCACAACCCUUGGCCCUCUUGUUUUACCAAUGUCUGAGCAGUUACUCUUCUUUGCCACUUUGGUUGCCAGGAAACUUUUCAAGAUGAAGGUGAAGCCUUACAUCCCAGAUUUCAAAUUGGCUUUCGAGCAUUUCUGCAUUCAUGCUGGUGGAAGAGCUGUACUGGACGAGUUGGAGAAGAACUUGCAACUCUCAGAUUGGCAUAUGGAACCUUCAAGAAUGACACUGUAUCGAUUUGGUAACACUUCAAGCAGCUCUCUUUGGUAUGAAUUGGCUUAUACAGAGGCCAAAGGGAGGAUUAAGAAGGGAGACAGAACAUGGCAAAUAGCAUUCGGUUCAGGGUUUAAGUGCAACAGUGCUGUUUGGAAGGCUCUGCGGACCAUAAAUCCAGCUAAGGAGAGAAGCCCAUGGAUGGAUGAGAUUCACCAAUUCCCAGUGGAUGUUCCAAAGGUUUCAGCAAUCUAGAAUCCAUUUAACCACUUUGCUUUUCCAGCAUUAGAUUAGUGAUUGCUCUCCAGGUGAUAAACACCACUUGUCUCUGUUGUUUUACUGCAAUUUCUUUCUGUAGGGACUAGUUGGUGAUCGACUAGGAUUUGCAUUUAGUCUUUCUUGUUUAUUUGUUGAAAAGAUGGCUGCAGUUAGGUCUUUUAGUCGAUCUGCUUAUGCUUCCAGUAUGCAUGGGUUGUUGUGAUGGCUUGGACUAAUGUUUUCUCUAUCUAUUCAUGAUUUUCUCAUGUUUGAGAUUUGAUCA